Daphnia magna is the source of this 1731-nucleotide messenger RNA. Its product is annotated as protein tumorous imaginal discs, mitochondrial. Gene Ontology annotation, biological process: mitochondrion organization; protein folding; response to heat. Gene Ontology annotation, molecular function: ATP binding; heat shock protein binding. The record is from RefSeq and is a predicted model, not a curated record. The transcript has 7 exons. NCBI's taxonomy places the organism in Eukaryota, Metazoa, Arthropoda, Branchiopoda, Diplostraca, Daphniidae. The coding region runs from base 36 to 1442 and encodes 468 amino acids. Gene Ontology annotation, cellular component: mitochondrion.
AAAAUCAACUUCUGGCAACGUUGGUUGUGUAUACCAUGUGGUUAAAGCCGCAGAAAAUGUCUGCCUCUUCCAGAACGAUUUGGAUAAUAUUUAAACAAUGUACAUCAACUGCUUUGCCGAAAUCACCAUCAGGUCGUGUUCUACAUCAGUUUGGUAUAUCAGGCAACAGAAAUUUCCAGACUUCUAGUUCCAUUUUCCAGAAAAAAAGAGAUUAUUAUGAUGUUCUUGGAGUUCCCCGAAAUGCUUCCUUAAAAGAUGUAAAGAAAGCUUAUUAUCAACUAGCUAAAAAGUUUCAUCCAGAUACAAAUAAAAAUGAUCCUGAAACUAUUAAAAAAUUUCAAGAAGUCUCUGAAGCUUAUGAGGUUUUGAGUGAUGAAAGCAAAAGAAAACAAUUUGAUACAUGGGGUGCUACCUCAGAACAAAUGGGAGGUGGACAGGCUGGACCAAAUGCAGGCCAGGAUUUUACAAGACAUCAAAAUUGGAAUUUUCAGUCUAGUGUUGAUCCCGAAGAACUUUUCCGGAAGAUUUUUGGUCAAGCAGGUUUUCAAGGAGGGAAUUUUGGUGAAGAUUUUGCUGAAUCCAGGUUUGGGUUUGGGGCUGCCCAGGAGAUGACCAUGAACCUGACCUUUGCUCAAGCAGCUAAGGGAGUCAACAAAGAAAUAAAUUUGAAUGUUGUAGACACUUGUCCAAAAUGCCGUGGGUCAAGAAGUGAACCUGGAACAAAAGCUGUAAAAUGCCCAUAUUGCAAUGGUACAGGGAUGGAAACUAUCAGCACUGGCCCAUUUAUCAUGAGAUCAACAUGCAGAAGGUGCAUGGGUUCGAGAAUGCAUAUACCGAACCCCUGCAUGGAAUGCGAAGGAAAGGGUUCAACAGUGCAGAGGAAAAAAGUAACAGUUCCAGUUCCAGCAGGCGUUGAAGAUGGCCAAACAGUGAGGAUGCAAGUUGGCCAAAAAGAAGUUUUCAUCACUUUCCGGGUGGAAAAAUCCAACUACUUUCGCCGUGAAGGUGCUGACAUCCACACCGAUGCCUAUAUUUCGUUCCCGCAGGCUGCUUUAGGGGGAGGAAUCCGUGUCCAAGGAGUAUAUGAAGACUUGGUUGUAGACAUCCCUAAAGGAACGCAGUCACACACACGUAUCCGUCUGAACGGAAAAGGAUUACGCAAAGUGAAUAGUUUUGGAUUUGGUGACCAUUACAUUCACGUGAAAAUCAAAGUCCCUGUCCGCCUCACGGAGAAACAAAGAAACCUUAUCCUGGCCUACGCCGAAGUUGAGGAAGAUACCGCUGGAACUGUGAACGGAAUAACCUACACGAAAGAUGGUAAACGAAUGGAUGGGAUCAAACAAGCGACGAUGGCUGGCUCGGAGUCUCAGUCGGCCAGCCGGGACACCCAGGGGAAAGAACUUGGUCUUCUUGGUCGCCUUAAAAAGGCCAUUUUUGGAUAAGAUAUGAAAUGUCUAGCGACUGCCAUAGUGUAUGUACGAAAAAGGCGAGUGAUGGCUUCUCUAUGGACUCGAAAAGUGCUCGUUCUACUGUUGACGGCGAUUCCAGUUCGAAUGAGACAAAAGAAGAAAAAGCUCAGCGACAAAAAGCAUAAUUUACAUGUUCCAAAUUGCGCUCGCCAAUUUCCUUACUUUUAAAGGAAAAACCAUUUGUAGUCAACUAAAACGAAAACUCGGAUGUAUUGACGAGUUUGUCGCAUUUGUACAAAAUAAACAAUAUCGAGUAAUUGAA